GACAGGACAAAACAAGACGAGACGAGACGAGAAGCACUAUAAGACAGCCCUGUUCGGGGAGCCCCAAUCAAGCGUUGUUGUGGAAGCCACUGUAUUUCUCUCAGCCCAUGUCAACUUCAACCUAUCAAUCAACCUCCCUCACAUCACUAUCUGGACUCUUUGCUAAGCUCACCAUUGGAACUAUUCUAUCUUGUCGAAAGAUACAUCAGAGCUCGUUAUCUGGACAUAUCUUCAAACAUGCCUGAAGCCAACAUGAAACAUCUCACCGGAGUUUUCCGAGCAAUACACCACCACAAAGUCACGCGCAAUCGAAAGCCUGUCUCGUGCAUGGCGUGUCAGAAACGCAAGUCGAAAUGUGACCGUGGGAAGCCAACUUGCGGUGCCUGCCACAAGCGUGGCGAUCCAAGAUUGUGCGUAUAUGGAGAUGCAAAUGGAUUCGCAGACAAGCAAGAGAUGCAACUCAAAAUGGCUCAACUUGAGGAAAUCGUGAUGCGUCUGGCCAAGGCUUCAGAAGCUUCAAACGCCCUUCCCAGCAUUGCAAUGGCGGAGCAUAUGAACUUGCCCUCUCCGCAGGUAGUUGAAGAGGGGUUUGAUGCUGCAUACCACGGUGAAACGUCUUGGGAGGCCGUGUUCAAGAGCAUACAUGAUAUUCAGAGUGUUCUCAGUACACAAGAUGACCCCGAUCAUCACGGCGAGCCUGAGACUUUAUCCACCGCGCCAGACAUUGCAACGGGGGGGAUCUCUCCAAUCGCUAUGAGCGAGAUCAUUGACAGCGUCCCAUCUCGUCAAGAGGCCAAUGCUCUCGUGAAAUCGUACUUCCAGGCCAAGUUCCUCGCUGUACCCUUCAUUCACGAGCGUCAUUUUUGGCGGCGUUAUGAACUUUUCUGGACUUGCCCUCACAAUGCCAACUUCUUAUGGCUGAGUAUAAUGUUCUCUGUUCUCAGUCUCGGUACAAUGGUGUGCAAAAUCCAGCAGCCCCAUCUCGCGCUGCUUCAAGGGCCAGGUUUCUACAUACAGCGUUCUGCUCAAUGUCUGGUUACGGGAGAGUACCUCAAAGCUAGACCAUAUUCUGUCGAGGCACUCACCCUAUAUGCUCAUGCGGUCAACGCCAAGAGAAAGGACUCGGAGGCUACCACAUGGUCCCUCUAUUCACUCGCCGUUCGGCUUGCUCAGCGAAGAGGCUACCACCUCGACGCGGCGAGAGUGUCCCCGAAUAUUAAGCCAUUUGAGGCUGAGAUGAGAAGGCGGACGUGGUUUACUGUACAGACUUCAGAUUUGCUUUUCUCCUUUCAGCUCGGUAUGCCUCCAAUGGUAUACCAAGAAGUCUGCGACGCUGGACAUCCUCGAAAUUUAUCAGAUGAUGACUUUGACGAGGAUUCUGAAGUACCCGAGUCUCGCCCCCCAACAUAUCCCACUCCCAUGUUGGCAUGGCAGACAAAAUCUCAUCUCUGCCGUUUGCUACGCCGCGUUCUCCGGCAUGUUCUUCGAGUCGAGUCCCCGCCUUAUGAAGAAACCAUGGCUCUCCAAGCUGAGUUGGAAGUAUACCACAACAGUGUCCCCGAAUGUUUGCGCGUUCGCCCCAUCGCCGCCACUCCUUUUGAUAUCCCGGCCCAUACCAUCAUGCACAGGUUAAUUAUAGAAGUGUCAUAUCUCAAGACAAUUUGUGUCCUCCACCGGCCUUACCUUGCGGCCGAGAAGAAUCAGGAAAUGUACAAAGCAUCCCGUGAACUCUGUCGAACUGCCGCUCUUCGGAUUAUCGAGAUUCAUCUCGAGUUUGAGCAUGAGAUUCGAGAAGGAGGCCGCAUGUAUGAAGACCGCUUCUUGCUAUCGAGCCUGACUCUGCAUGAUUUUCUUGUCGCGUCUAUGAUUUUAUGUUUAGACCUUCACGAGUCCGCCGACAUAACGUACAUCCUCCACCUACCAUCUCCGAGCAUGACUACUAAUUGAAGCCGUAGACCACAAGACCGAAGACAACGCACGCAGAUACUGGAAGACACCUGCAAGACCUGGGAAACUCGAGCGAGCCACUCCAAAGACGCACGACACGGCGCAAAGGUCAUCAGAGCGAUUUUAAAUCGCAUCACGACACCAAGUACGACAUCUAAAGUGAAGACUAUAGGUAUGAUGAACAUCGCAGACUCCCACAGCGAGUCGACUUCAGGCAGUGAUAUCCCAGACUUUACAAUGGCAGAUUUCAAUUACCCCACCAAUUGUGAAGAAUUCUUCCCAUUGAACAGUUUCUUCGGCCCUAAUGAUGGCUUCGAAUGGUUUUCCAUCGGUCAAUCCUGAGGCUGCAUACACGGUCGCAUGCAGACACAAACACCGAUCAAUUACUAUGGCAACCGGCCAAGAACAAGAGCUGGGUCAGGACGCGGAAUUGUUGUCAUCGCGAAUGGCCCAGGAACAGGUCGCAUCUUGCAGCCAUCGUUGAACGAAGGUCUUAUUGCUACAUCAUGAUAGCUCACGCUGGUCACCUAAGUUAGUGAGUGCACCGAUUGGGAGCACAAGGUGCAUCAAAUAAGCCUUAAGAGGCAUUUUAAAUUGUAAAAUGCUUACUCCGCACAUUCAAUAACAUAGAUGGAUAUCAUUUUCCUGCAGGUCUCGACCCGCCUUGUUUAUCUCUCAUAAGUCGUAGCACAUGCAACACGAACCAGAAAAAGAAAAAUACAAACACAACCAUCCCGA
Molecule: messenger RNA, 2685 nt
Organism: Fusarium verticillioides 7600
Lineage: Eukaryota; Fungi; Ascomycota; Sordariomycetes; Hypocreales; Nectriaceae
Exons: 2
Coding region: 238-1947 (569 amino acids)
Biological process (GO): DNA-templated transcription; regulation of DNA-templated transcription
Cellular component (GO): nucleus
Molecular function (GO): DNA-binding transcription factor activity, RNA polymerase II-specific; zinc ion binding; DNA binding
Source: RefSeq, a predicted model, not a curated record